GAAAGUAGUGUAGUAAUGUAUGACUGUGCUGGUGACAAAUGGCUCGUCUCAUGUUUAGGAGUCCUUCAUCUAAGUAAAGGUUUAUUUUACCGAGUAGUACCAGCAGACCAGGGAUUCGGUAACUUCGGAGAAGCGUCUGGAUCGCCGACAGCAGAGUAUGCGGGUGUCUUCCGUUUCCGUUUAUGGUGGUGCGGAGCAUGGGUGGAGGUGCUGGUUGAUGAUCGUCUACCAGCCGUUCACGGUCGGCUUGCCUUCAUCCAGAGCCGUCAUAGCGACCAAUUCUGGCCGGCUUUGCUCGAAAAAGCAUACGCAAAAUUACAUGGAUCAUAUGAAGCGCUAAAGUACGGAACACUUUUGGACGGACUUUCUGAUCUCACUGGCGGAAUUACGGAAAGUAUUGCUAUACGUCAAGAUCCCACUGGAUGUGGCAGAGCACUUGCUAAGCUUCUUGAUAUGACUUCACUUAUUACUUGUACAGUUAAUAAUAACAACAAUAAUCAGCAACAGCAACAGCAGAUACGGACCAGCAAUGAAAAACUUGCUAAUGGAAUUCAAAUGGGGAUUAAUUACAGGCUUUAUGCAAUCGAGAGGGUAGAAACAUUUGGAGGUGAAGCAAUACAAUUAGUAAAAUUACGCAACCCACUGGGUCCUGGAGGUGAAUAUAUCGGCGCCUGGGCCCGCGGAAGUCUCGAAUGGGACGAAGUGCCGAUCAUCGAAAGAGAUCGUCUGGCAGUUCGGAAUAUGGCUGAAGGAGAAUUUUGGAUCUCGUACUCUGACUUCGUGAAGACAUUCACGCACUUGGAGGUUGUACAUUUGGACGCAGAAACUUCAAGAGACGAGCCCUCGUUGCACAGUAAACACACAUGGCAAAUGAAACUGUACCAAGGUAGCUGGAGACGCGGAGUUACUGCAGGUGGAUGUAGGAAUAAUCAAGAAACAUUUCACAUAAAUCCACAAUUACACUUAAUUUUAAGCGAAAUGGAAGAAGUUAUUGUGUCCUUGAAUCAACAUUCAAUUAUGGAACCAAAGGUAAUUGGUUUUACGGCGUAUACAUUGCCAAAGAGCAGCACGGAGUCAAUAAACAGACAAUUUUUCAAGAAAAAUAAGUCACUUGUCAAUUCGCAAUAUACAAAUAGUCGACAAGUCAGUCAUAGGUGUCUUCUUGAACAAGGUGGAUACUUGCUUAUACCAACUACUUUUGAACCUGGACAAGAAACUAAUUUUACAUUAAGAGUUUACAGUAAUAAACCUCUUAAACUCAAAUUACUAGAUACCGUUCCGACGCUAAUAAAAUCAGCUAUUGUCAAGGCUCCAGCUUUAGAAGGCAAAGGAUUUUCACAGUACGAAGCAGUAUUUCUUCAGUUAGCAGAUGAACAUAAGACUGUUAAUGCAUUUGAGCUUCAAGAGUUGCUCGAGGCAUGUCUUCCAAAUGAUUAUAUCAAAAGCUGUGCUUCUAUGGAAGUUUGUCGACAAGUAGUACUUACAAUGGAUAACUCUGGUAGCGGCAGACUUGAAUUUAAUGACUUCAAAGAUCUAAUGUGUAGUUUGAAAUACUGGCAAGCAGCUUUUAAAAAUCAUACAAAAGAAAGAACUGGUAUUCUCAAGGCUGAAAGACUACGUGACGCUCUUAUAGAAGUUGCUAUCUUUGAAGGAAAAGAUCCUUUACAAAACGGCAGUAUAAAACUAAAUUUAUCUGAAGUAAUGGCUGAGAUCAUCUUUGAUGUGUUGAAAUUAUUCAACAAAAAAAUCCCAGAGUACCAUGACUCAGACAAAAGGCAUGUUUUACAACUCAAUUACUCGGUCAUAAAUAAUUGGAGUUCUGGUUGA
Cotesia congregata is the source of this 1827-nucleotide messenger RNA. The record is from the annotation of a GenBank genome assembly. NCBI's taxonomy places the organism in Eukaryota, Metazoa, Arthropoda, Insecta, Hymenoptera, Braconidae.